CGUCGCGCUUCGCUCGCCAUUUUCCCGUCUUGUGAAGCCAGAAUCAGCCUCUUCUGGUGUCACGGUGCCAUUCAACGCUGUCCGGUCAUAAAUAACUCGUUACCGCGGACGGACUGAGCUCUUAAGAGUCUUAAAUCGGUUUACUUCUGCUGGAGCUCCCAUAAACAUGAACAUUUUUAGGCUAACCGGCGAUCUCUCCCACCUAGCAGCCAUCAUCAUCCUGCUGCUAAAAAUAUGGAAAACUAGGUCUUGUGCCGGUAUUUCUGGGAAGAGUCAGUUCCUGUUUGCCUUGGUGUUUACCACUCGCUACCUGGACCUACUCACCUCCUUCAUCUCUCUCUACAACACCACCAUGAAGAUCAUUUACAUUGGAUGUGCGUACGCCACUGUGUACCUGAUAUACCUGAAGUUCAAGGCGACUUACGAUGGGAACCACGACACUUUCAGAGUGGAGUUCCUGGUUGUCCCUGUUGGUGGCCUGGCUUUCCUGGUUAACCAUGACUUCUCUCCGCUGGAGAUUCUGUGGACAUUCUCCAUCUACUUGGAGUCGGUGGCCAUCCUGCCCCAGCUUUUCAUGAUCAGCAAGACUGGUGAGGCUGAGACUAUCACCACGCACUACCUGUUCUUCCUGGGACUCUACAGAGCCCUCUACCUCAUCAACUGGAUAUGGAGGUUCUACUUCGAGGGAUUCUUUGACAUGAUCGCCAUCGUUGCUGGGGUGGUGCAGACCAUUCUCUACUGCGACUUCUUCUAUUUGUAUGUAACGAAAGUGCUGAAAGGAAAGAAGCUGAGUCUGCCAGCUUAAGUGCCAAAGAGGAGUGUUUUGGCAGACUCAUAGAGGGGGAACGGAGCGGAGGAGGAGUGGUAGUGGACACCUUUGACAACCCCCCCCACCCACCCUACCCCAUCCUCCACCACCGCUUCCUCCUCUUCCCCUCCCGCCAGUGUAAGAUGCCUGAGACAGAGAGCGAGUGGGAGCGACUGGCUGCACCUUCUUCUGAUCCAGGAUCAGUGGAAUCACACCUGCAGAGGCUGGUCCUUGGCCUUGGGAUUUCUGUUUGAUGCAUCUUGCCUUAACUUUUUUUAUUGCUCUGUACAAAAGGAGGGGGGGAAAAAAACGUCAGAAAAGUUUUCUACAGAAAAAUGUGUACUCUGAAGAUUUGACACAUCGGUGAAUAAGAGUUGAAGAUGUAAAAUUGCCGGCCUUUGGCAUUGUAUGAUAUUGAAGCGGACUUCUUGUGGUGGGAUAUUAUUGACUCAAGCGUUUGUAAUAGUAUUUGCAAUCAAAAUAAAUGUACAUUGUUUUUCCUGAAUCAAUUUGGGGAGGAAUUUGUUGAACCCUCAUAACUUUGGUGGUCAAAUUGUUCAUGUUUAGCUUUUCUUGUUUUGACCACUAUGCAUUUUCAUGUAGAAUCUAUUUUAGUUUCCCGUGCCCUUUACAAAUUCAAUAUAAAUAACAUAUGGUUAAUUAAUUUAAUAUUCUCUUUUCAACAGAAACGCAAGUUAUUUUUGUUCAAAUGCCUUCAAAACAGCCCGGUGUAAGUUGCUUCUGUGUGUCAUUUUAUUUCUCUUGAGCAGAAAGCUUAUUAGGAAACAACACAGAAUGAAAGCAAAAUAUUAAAUGGACGCCAAUGAACUCCCAUCACUGUAAAUGGCUUUCUUAUUUGAAUACCCUGUUCAUUAUCCAAUGAGGACAAUAUAUUGCCUGCAAGUAUACAUCACUGCCCAGCUCUUUUAUUUCUCAUGGCUCCUUUUUAAUUGUUUGAGAUGAGUGAAUUCACUGGUAGUGGAUGUGAGUCAUCACAACAGAAAUGGAAUUCUUAAAUUUAGGUGCAGAAAAAUUUAUUUUUUAUCUUCUUUAUGGUUUCCAACAAACAAGAGUCCAUAGAAUUGUUCACCUGGUGUGCAUAAUUUUAAUAGAGAUGAGCACAAUCCUAUGGACACUGAAUCCUUAAUGCUCCUCAAGACAUAUCUGCUUCUAUUUUAGUUUUCAUGCAGAUCAUUCCAAGUUUCCUUUUAAUUUCCUACCGGAACUUUUGCACGAUGUUACCACCACAAAUAAAGACUUUAUGGGAAA
Messenger RNA from Micropterus salmoides (largemouth bass), 2077 nucleotides. It is a transcript of the gene kdelr2b, whose product is annotated as KDEL endoplasmic reticulum protein retention receptor 2b. Bases 167 to 805 code for a protein of 212 amino acids. Lineage: Eukaryota; Metazoa; Chordata; Actinopteri; Centrarchiformes; Centrarchidae. Gene Ontology annotation, molecular function: ER lumen protein retrieval receptor activity. Gene Ontology annotation, cellular component: cis-Golgi network; membrane; endoplasmic reticulum. The record is from RefSeq and is a predicted model, not a curated record. The transcript is spliced from 5 exons. Gene Ontology annotation, biological process: endoplasmic reticulum to Golgi vesicle-mediated transport; protein retention in ER lumen.